Messenger RNA from Brassica rapa (field mustard), 3988 nucleotides. RefSeq names its product leucine-rich repeat extensin-like protein 6. The record is from RefSeq and is a predicted model, not a curated record. Gene Ontology annotation, molecular function: protein binding. NCBI's taxonomy places the organism in Eukaryota, Viridiplantae, Streptophyta, Magnoliopsida, Brassicales, Brassicaceae.
UUGAUGUGGAUGCUCUUACUCCCAUUUCCAAAACACAAACAAAAACCAUCUAAAAAAUGAGAGAAGAAACUUUCUUGUUCCAAUGGCGUUUCUUAGCCUCUUGUUUCAUCUUCUUCCUCAUCCUUCCUCAAGCUUUCACUUACAAUACUCCUCCCAUCAACCCCUGCUCCCCACAUGCUCCUAAUUGGUUUCCUCCCAUCGCAAACCCAAGGCUCUUAAAAGCUUACGCAGCUCUUCAAGCUUGGAAAUUCACUAUGACUUCAGACCCAAACGGCUUCACCUCUAACUGGUGUGGUCCUCAUGUUUGUAACUACACAGGCGUCUUCUGUGCACCGACUCUAGACAACCCGUACCUCUUAACCGUAGCCGGUAUAGACUUAAACCAUGCCAACAUCGCUGGUUAUCUCCCAGAAGAGCUUGGUCUCUUAACCGAUCUUGCCUUAUUCCAUAUCAAUUCCAACCGGUUUAAAGGUCAACUCCCUAUGUCUCUAAACUGCCUCAAACUUCUCCACGAGCUUGACGUCAGCAACAAUAAACUCUCCGGCGAGUUUCCUUCCGUAGUCUUCACGUUACCUUCUUUAAAGUUUCUUGACAUUAGGUUUAAUGGUUUCUACGGUGAUAUUCCUAGCCAACUCUUUGACCUAAACCUUGACGCUCUCUUCAUUAACAACAACAACUUCCGGUUUAGGCUACCGGGAAACAUAGGAAACUCUACAGUUUCGGUUCUUGUCUUAGCCAACAACGAUCUCCAAGGAUCUUGUGUACCUCCGAGUUUCUACAACAUGGGGAAAACGUUACACGAGGUCAUUCUCACGAAUAGUCAGAUUAGCGGUUGUUUAAACCGAGAGAUCGGUUUGCUAACCCAGUUGACGGUUUUUGACGUGAGUUUUAAUAACUUGGUCGGUUCUUUGCCGGAGACUAUGGGUGAUAUGAAGAGUUUGGAGCAGUUAAACAUCGCUCAUAACAAAUUCUCCGGCUACAUUCCGGAGGGCAUCUGCCGACUACCGAACCUCGAGAACUUCACUUACUCGUAUAACUUUUUCUCCGCCGAGCCACCGGUUUGUCUGAGGCUUCAGGAGUUUGACGACCGUAGAAACUGUUUACCGAUGAGGCCAAUCCAACGGUCCCCCGCCGAGUGUAGAUCUUUUUCUUCAUAUCCUAUUAAUUGUGCUUCCUUUGGCUGCUCUCCGCCUAGUCCUCCACCACCACCACCGCCUCCUCCACCACCGCCACCACCACCGCCUCCUCCACCACCGCCACCACCACCACCGCCUCCUCCACCACCGCCACCACCACCGCCUCCUCCACCACCUCCGUCACCACCACCAUAUGUGUAUUCAUCGCCUCCUCCGCCACUAUACGUGUAUCCUUCCCCUCCUCCGCCACCAUAUGUGUAUGCGUCACCUCCUCCUCCACCAUGUGUUUAUCCGUCACCUCCUCCGCCAUCAUAUGUGUAUCCUACACCUCCGAGUACUCUAUCACCGCCGGUGCAUGACUAAGGCGUCUUUUGACCGAAUGGAAUGCCAUCUGUUUUACGUUACGUAACGCUAGUGUUCACUAAAUUGUUUCUUGUUUGACUAUUUAUUCUCUUGUAAUUCAUUUUUGAGAAGUUAACAUUAAAUGCUUGUGUGGAGAAUUUUUUAUUUAUUUACAAAUUGAUGGAAGUUAUGCAUGGUCUUCUGGGAAAGACGAAUUUGUUGGAUAGUUAUUUGGAGUGGAUGUUUUAAAAUUUCGUAAUAUCCAUUGUUUAACAUUUGUGUUAUUCAAAUUUGUAAAUCCGUUUGUGGGUUUGUUGUGUAGUUUGAAAUGCAGGUUCUGUUUUUUCGUUAUCGGUAUUGAUGCUAGAGUAUUAUAAUUGUGUGGUGCAAUGGAUUUAUGCAUGUUUAAGAAACUUUCCAUGCAGGACAUCUAUAUUAUUAUUUGAAAAGUAAUUUUUAUGAUUUGUUAUGUUUUUCAUGAUUUUAGGUUAUUUUAUUUAUUUGUCAUGUUUUAAGUAAUUUUAGUUGUCAUUAAUUUAUUUGUUAUGUUCUUAGUUAAUUUUCAUGUUUGAAACUACGCUAGGUGUGAGUCGGGCGGUUGGCCUACGCCUAUCGAGUUAAUAGAAAAUCGGAGAUUAGUAUUUAGUACUUAUCUUAAUUUUCGUAGAAAUGUAUAUCAUAAAUAUUUACCUGUGAGAUAUCUCCUAAGUAUUUAACCUGGUCCAGUGGAAAUAGGGGCUUUUAAUAUAGGGGAUGAUGAGGGUUCUGAGUACCACAUGCCCAUUUUUGUUUUAUUUUAUUUUUUCUUUCAUUAAUGGCAAAUUCAUAAUUAAGUUGCCUUCUUCUUUCUAGGGUUUUCACUUCUUCUGCGAUUUUUUAAUGGCCGCCUCACACCUUUUAACAAUAAUACAUCAUUUUCCUUGCGGAUUUCUUAUCAUUUAUAAAGUAUAGAUCUGUUACGUAACUUCAAUUUUCAAGCGUUUAAAAUCCAAAAACCCAAACUUUUUCUAUGAAUCCGAUUUUUUUGGCCGAGUUUAAUGAAAUCGCCUCUGUUCUUCACCGCCUAGCGUUGCACCGCCAUUUAAUCGGCCGAGUUAGCCGCGUUUUCGAACAUGAGUUAAUUUUAGUUGACUCAUUAAUUUAUCAGUUUAAAUAAUAUUAUUAUUUUAACUUUGUAAUUGUAUAUAUGUUUAUGUGUCAUGUUCUCCAUAAUUUUAAGAUAUUUUGUUUAUUUGUCAUGUUUUAAGUAAUUUUAGCUGACUUAUUAAUUUAUUUGUCAUAUUUUUAGUAACCAUAUCUAGAAUUUCGUUAACUAAAAUAUAUCAGCUUUUUUUUGUAGUUUCAUGUAUGUUGAUAGUUUGAAGAGGUAAAGAGGGUUAAAAGAGACGAAGUUUCACGUUCUUAUUUUACUUUAUUACAUAGAAUGUUUGACAUGUGGUUAUGUCUUCGUAGUCUUAUAGAUUCUAUUGGUGAUAUUCUAUUGGUGUUUAAAAACACGAAGAUUAUUAGGAAAAUUAAAAAAUAAUUUAUCAUGCUGGUUUUUAAAUUCGUAAGGUAUGUACUAAUAAAUAUUUGUAAGAUGAUUAUGCCCGCAAGUGUGGAUAGAACACAUAGUAUUAAAUAUAUAUGUUGAAAACGGAUGUGGACGAAUUGUUAUCUUAUAAGAGUGAUACUAGAAUUUUACCUGCGUUUUUAAAACGUAAAAUUAUUUUUGAAACAAACAAAAUUUAUUUGAUAUAAAUUUGUAUUUUUGAUUGUGUAUCUACAUUUAAAUUUAACAAAUCUAUACCAUUAAAAGGGAAGGAGUUUUAAAAAAUCUACCUAUCAAAAGUUGUUGGACCCUUUCAUUAGACUUAGCUAUUUUUUUGGUCUCACCUUAUAUUUCUCUAACUAUGCAAUAAUCAAUUAUCUUAUAUUUCUCUAACUAAAAAAUAAUCAAUGCUCUUAUUUAUUACUCAACUUACUAUGAUACACCAAAAAAUUAUACAUAACUCCAUUAUACUAAAAUAUCAUCUUACCAAAACAUGUCUCAUGAAUCCAUAACCAAAACGUGACUGGUAAAUUUAAAUACCAAAACUAUAUUGUUCCUUGGUGCCACCAACUUUGCAACAUUUCACACUAUCAUUUAUUUUUUGACCAAAGGCUUCACUCUAUCAUUUUUUCGUUGAUCGAAAUGUAGUUUUUCAAAUGAAUAUGUUGACCUUUCUCAAAUAUUUAUCUACACAGCUUAUACAUCAUAGAUUCUCCUUGACUAACACUUCUAAUAGUUUUGACUAUAUUUUAAAGGAAGUUAUUUUGCAUACGGUUUAACAAUUUAUUCUAAAUAUAUUGUUAGAGAUUAUUUUGUGUACUUUAGUUUAACAAUAUAUUCAAAAUAUAUAUAUUCUAAAUAUAUUUUUAUGAUGAUUUUUGAUAAGAAUAUAUUAUAGAUGCGAUUGAAAAUUUAUAUUAUUAAAAGAAAAUAUUUUUAAAAAAUAUAUUAUAAAAGAAUUUAUAACAUCUAUAUAAAA